Molecule: messenger RNA, 477 nt
Organism: Trichoderma atroviride IMI 206040
Lineage: Eukaryota; Fungi; Ascomycota; Sordariomycetes; Hypocreales; Hypocreaceae
Source: RefSeq, a predicted model, not a curated record
AUGGCCAUUCCAUCCACCAAAGCCUGCCUCUCCCUCGCCCUCCUCGGCGCAAACUUGGCCACCGCUCAACAAAACGAAGUUGCUCCUCGGGCCAACUGCACAACAACCCUGACCCUGACGCAGUCUCGACUGCCUACUCCGCCGUAUUGGCCGCAGUGCUCGUGGGACGGCACGUUGAGCAUCUACUCGUCCACGGUUACGGUCGAGAGGUCGAUUGACUGCCAUGGCUGCUCGGAUGUUCGAGUCGCUGUUACGCCGAUUGUCCAUUGCCCGGCCAUGAUCAUCACGGCGAGUGUGCAUGUGGCGACGCCGAGUACGGAGCAUCGGACGAAGGGAAAACAAAUGGCUGGGAAUAUGGAGAGAUGGAUUGAGGGUAGUGGCUACGUGGUGUUUCAUGAUAGGAAUGCACGUCACUGGAGGCAAAAGCCUGGCCGGCUGUUCUUAUGCUGCGGGAACUUUUGCAAGGUUCAGAUUUAG